Gadus chalcogrammus (walleye pollock) is the source of this 2064-nucleotide messenger RNA. It is a transcript of the gene ppp1r1b, whose product is annotated as protein phosphatase 1, regulatory (inhibitor) subunit 1B. The transcript has 6 exons. The record is from RefSeq and is a predicted model, not a curated record. NCBI's taxonomy places the organism in Eukaryota, Metazoa, Chordata, Actinopteri, Gadiformes, Gadidae. Gene Ontology annotation, molecular function: protein phosphatase inhibitor activity. Gene Ontology annotation, biological process: intracellular signal transduction. Gene Ontology annotation, cellular component: cytoplasm. Bases 273 to 869 code for a protein of 198 amino acids.
UAAAUACACACACACACACUCACACACACAUACACACACACACAGCAGAGACCAGAGAGCCACAGUCAACAAGAAGUGUGAGAGAGGAGAGAGAGAGAGAGUUAGACGGUGCAAAAGUGACAGAGGAGCUAGAUUUGCAGUUUGCGGAGUAGGACUAAUAAGCCACCGGUGGGAGGUUGCUCCAGAGGAAUCAGAGUGACCAAAGGUAUCGAGGACCCCCUCUCCCCUCGGAGAGAGAGCGCGGGAGAGAGAGACACACAACUUUUGGAGCGAUGGACCCGUCUCUGUCCACCGACGUCGAUGGAGAACCAAAGGAGAGGAAGAAGAUCCACUUUGCCGACCCGUCCACUGCACCCACCAACCUGGACCCCCGGCAGGUGGAGAUGAUACGUCGUCGAAGGCCUACUCCAGCAACUCUCUUCAGAGUAGCAGACCAGGGAUCUCCUGAUGAGGAUCAAUCCACUCACCAGUGGGUCGUAGGUGAGAAUGGAGUGCUCAAGCCAAAACGUGUCAAUCCAAACGUGUACCAGCCGCCAUCACUUAGAGCUGUGCAGAAGAUGGCAGAAGCCCAAAUGCAGCACUUAGGGAUCUACCCUCCAAUGGAAAACCCUUACGAAGGGGAAGAGUAUGACGACUACAGGGGGAGAGAGGAAGGAGGGGCAUCCUCUCUCAAGAAGGCUACUGGUCAUCAAGUGACGUUCGCCAGCGACCAAUCAGAGGAGGUUUCUAGAGUGACGGCCAUCAGCAGGCAGGUCCCAGCAGAGGAAGAUGAAGAGGAAGAAGAGAAAGAAGAGACAGGGGAAGAAGGAGCCACAGUCGGUAACAGUGAAGAAACAUUGUGGAUGGAGAAGAACAACGGGGGGCUGUAACUGAAGAAGUUAACCCACCGAGGAUAAGUGGAGACAUGCAAUGAGGUUGAAAACGGCAUCUUACAGCCUUGGAAAUGUUGGUUUGGUGUGUCUUCCUCUGUGUGUUGGGUGCUGUCCUAGAUCAACUGAUUUGCAUAAUGACGUUCCGUUAGAUAGGUCUACUUCACGUGUAGUGGGCCCUUGAAUGGAAGCUGUGCAUAUUUUGCCAUCUAGUGGUGAAAAAUUGGUUUUACAGCUUUCUCGGCCACUACUGUGGUGGGAAUGGGUUAUAAUUAAUUGGGUUUAGUUGAGAUAUGUCACUAAGCUAUAAUAUUUGUAUGUGUUGAAAAUGUAUGUUCACGAGUGUCCUAUUACCUAUAUCCUUUCAAUUUAUUCUUGCAUUAUUUGAAUAACAUCUCAAAAAUCUGAACUGGCUACCUCUUUUUUCAAGAUUCCCCCAUUUGACUACUCAUCCUGACUAACGAGACUGUUUUGGCAAAAGUGAUGCAUUGUUAACAAAUUCAAACGUCUCUUACCAAUAUAAGUAAUACUAAUGAGUGAUAAUGAGUACAUUUUUUGAGGCUGUAUGUAAGCCAUCUAUUGUAUUGUAAGAGCAUAUUUUUCUAAUGUAACUCACUGUUUCUAUAGAAUUUGUAGCCAUUGUUCAGUGUGACCUACCAAUAUCCUGCUCAAAUUAGCAAGCCCUUUUUUGCUGUACAACUGGCAUUAGAGCAAAAAAGAACCAGCACAAAGUACAUUAUCUCCAUUAUAUAAGUUAUUAUUAAAUCUCGGUCUCCCUCAGCUGUACAUAAUGUUGAUUGUUGAAUGUAGAAGUUGCCCAGACAGCUGUGUUUUCUUUUUUGUUGCUUGCAAAAAUGUAGCCUAAGACAAAAAUAAUGACAUUUUGUAAUCUCUGUUAUUACCGGUUACUUUAGCUUGAGAUUGUAGUUCAUGUGGACAUCCGACAGGUGUACUUUCCUUGGCUCUGGCGCGGCAAAGCUCAAACUUUACCUCUCACUUUUAAUUCUCUCUCCAUUUCCUUCUCUUAUGGUAUGAAGACAAGCAUGUCAAGACAAGAAUUAUUUCUGUUUAUUUGUCUUUAUUUUAACCUUUUUUCUGUUUCCUUUCCUCCUUGUUAUUUCAUUGUUUUAACACAAUUAUAAAUAAACAAUGUCCUUGUUCCUCUUGAAAUCUGCAUUUAAUUACUCAUGUAGGC